Asparagus officinalis (garden asparagus) is the source of this 1546-nucleotide messenger RNA. RefSeq lists its product as uncharacterized. The record is from RefSeq and is a predicted model, not a curated record. Gene Ontology annotation, molecular function: metalloendopeptidase activity. Lineage: Eukaryota; Viridiplantae; Streptophyta; Magnoliopsida; Asparagales; Asparagaceae. Gene Ontology annotation, cellular component: membrane.
AUUUCCUCAGAAAAGCCAAACCCUCGUCCCUUUCCUCUCUCCUCAGAUCCAAACCCCCAAUCACUCGUCAUCAUCAUCAUCAUCCUCAUCAUCAUCAUAAGGUUUUUCACAAUUCCUUCUUCACUUCCCGCCACCAGAACCAGGAGCUCCAGCACUUCCCCGCCGCGGCGGCCGCCGCAUACUACCGCAGAACUGGUACCGCGACCCCCGCGUCGUCGCGCGUCACCGUCGUCCUCUCGCGGCGGAGCCGCCGCCUCCGUCUACUUCGGCAACCUCGAGACCGUCCCUAACACGAAGCGGACCCACUUCGUCUCUCUCCGGUCCCUCGAGCGGCGCGCCUCCGGCGGGCCCAAGUUCGAGGAGAUCAAGAACAGCCUUCGUCGGAAGAUUUUACCUUCAGUUCACCCUGAUAGCGUUCGAGUCCGCCUCAUCGCCGGCGAGAUCGUCGGAGCUCUCCAGCGCGGGCUCCGCCACUCCGAGCGCCGGUGGAGCGAUCUAGAGUAUUCGAAUCACCCGUUCGAAUCACCCCGUGAUGCUCCGGAAUCGGAGAUUGUGGACGUUUUGGGGAAAGGAGGGGAGGUUGAAGGGAGAGGGUGGAGUAGAGAGGAUGAGGUUCUCGAUGAUGAGUGGGUAAACGAGAGCAGGAAGGUGAAGGGUGGGGCCGAACCGGCGACCAGGCAUCUUGAAGGGCUGAAUUGGGAGGUGGUGGUGGUUAGGGAUGGUAAUGUGAACGCCUUUUGUCUUCCUGGUGGGAAGAUUGUGGUUUUUACUGGGUUGCUGGAUCAUUUUAGGAGCGAUUCGGAGAUUGCCACUGUUAUUGGGCAUGAGGUUGGGCAUGCGAUUGCAAGGCAUGGGGCGGAGGGGAUAACAAAGAACUUCUGGUUCAUGCUGCUGCAGUUGAUUGUGUUGCAGUUCUUUUACAUGCCUGAUAUUGUCAAUGCGAUGUCUAACCUUCUUCUCAGGCUUCCUUUCUCUCGGAGGAUGGAGAUUGAAGCAGACUACAUCGGUCUCUUGCUGAUGGCUUCUGCUGGAUAUGACCCUCGGGUUGCCCCAAAAGUGUAUGAAAAAUUGGGGAAGAUUACUGGGGACUCGGGUUUGCGAGAUUACCUCUCUACUCAUCCAUCCAGCAAAAAGAGAGCACAGUUGUUAUCUGAAGCAAGGGUUAUGGAGGAAGCACUAACCAUAUAUCGAGAAACCAUCUCAGGCCGAGGAGUAGCCGGCUUUCUUUAGAUUCUAUUAGAAUUCUGAAUUUUCUUUGAAUUGAAAGGAGAGAGAAACCUGGAAACUGUAUAUACUAUCAUUUCUUUUCCCCCAUUUAGCCAAAUACUUCCAGCCAACUUGACCAUAAGCGACUCUUGAGUGCUGCAGCUCUGGGUUUCCUUUUAGGAAUAAAGCAUCUUCGAUUUUGUACGAGCCCUCAGAGUGAAGAACCGUGUAAAAGGUUAAAGUGAUCUCGUUUGCGUCUCUUUUUUGUCCAUUUGUAUCUCGUUCUUGUGAAAUUGAUUACCGGACAACGAAUUAUCUAAUCGGUCUUUUGGUUGACAUA